CAACAACAAGAUAUCCGUGAACUUAAAUUGAAUCAGAAAUAAAACUAAUUAAAAACAUGGAAUUGGAAUUAUCAAGAGUUGAUUACGCUUUAGUUGGAAUUACACUUCAAAAUGCAAUGAAAAUUCUGCCAACAAAAAAAGCAAAAGAGCAGCAAAAAGUCGUGAUUGGUGAUCAGGAUGGAGUCGUCCAAUUAUUUUCAGCAAACAAAAAAGAUGAAAUUAUUGUUCAUUUUAAAACAGUUCCAAGUAAUCGGAUCACAUCUGUUCAAUUGGGAGGUUCAAUAGGAUCAGUUCCUGAUAAAAUUUUUAUUGCAAAUGAAAAUCAAAUUAUCGGAUAUAACAGGAAGGGGAAAGUGUUUCUAUCAUUCGAUACAAAUCUAACGGAACCCAUCAAAUCGCUCUUUGUUGUCGGAAAUGAUUUGAUAGUAUGUGGAAAUCAUGUCUAUACACAUUAUAAGGAAUGUAAAGAGUCUGGUUCCUAUCUGUGUGGUGAUACAAUUGUUGAUUGCAAUGCUUUAUGUCCACAUAAUACAAGUCGUGUCAUCACAGUACUUGCAUGUUCUGGACGAGUUUUGAGGUUACUCGAACAUUGUCGUGUCCGAAAGAUGAUUGAAUUGGAUAGCAUUCCAACAGUUUUACAUGUGCCUAAAAAUUCUUUAGGCAAUAAAAUUCUCGUUGGAUUCUCAGACGGUCGAGUAGCUUUGUUUCGAAUAAAUCCAAUGAUAAUGGAAGUUAAACAAGAAAUAUUAAUCGAGACAAAGGAGAAUUUAUCGGCAGUAACAUGCUUGGAUACAUUUGAUCUAUAUGGUGAUGGUAAGGAGGAAUUGAUUAUCGGAAGACGAGAUGGAACAAUUCAAGUGUAUUCAAUGGCACUCGAAAAUAAUGAGUUCGAUGGAAUGGAUUGUCAGCAAUUAUUAUAUGAAGAGAAUUUCAAUGAGAGCAUUUCGUGUGUCUAUGGUGCAUGUGUUGGUGCUGCUGGAUAUACAGAAGUCAUUGCAUGUACAUACACUGGUAAAGUUUUUGGUCUUACCACACGAACUAUUGGUGACACAUUGAAUGACUCAAAGAGUAAUGAUAUUGUUACGGAUGCGACGCAAAGGAUUCAAAAAUUGAAAGCUGAAAUAGAAUAUUUAGAGCAAGCAGUGACGAAAGAAAGAGAAAAGUAUCAACUAUCAACUCAAGCAUUAAGCUCUGGAUUGUCAGCAAUUCCAGUUAUGACAGUCAAUGACACAAUUUCAUUGUCUGCCGAUGAUGCCACAUACAUCCUUUCAAUCGAAUUACCAAGUCCAAUAGAAAAUAUUUUGGUCCAAUCGGAUAUUCCAUUAGAGAUGCUCGAUGUCGAUAGCAAUACUGCAGUCGUGAGUAGAAGCGAAUGUGACAGGAACGAUGGAAAUCUGCUUUUAUGCUGUUAUCGAUGUCAAGUCAAUACUAAUCGUGUCGAUCUAAAAUUUAGAACGGUCGAGGGUCAACAUGGCACAUUGCGUGUCUACAUCACGCCCAAUAUUCAGCCAAAAUGUUGUCAACUUCGAACUUAUGCCAUUCAUCCAUUAUCGUUACACAUAAUGGUCCAUAAAUACGAUACGACAAGACCAAUGAAUAUAUUAAUAUUAAAAGGAAACUUUAGUCAGGGAGAAAUGCAUAGUUGGAUAAGUAAUUGCCUGCCAGAAGUUCCGGAACGUGUUGACUCAACAGAAGAGAAUGUUUUGAUAUUCAAAAAUUUAUUUGUUGAAACAUAUCUCAUAUGUAGAUAUGCAAAAGGUGUGGCUGAGUUCAAGAGUGACAACAUCUCAACUAUUUCUGUGAUUAAGGAUUACCUUACUAAGGAAGCAACGACUCGCCACAUCAAAAUUGAACUGCAAAUGAAUGUAAGUGAUGCUUCAAUUGAGCAUUUUAUCACAUUAGUGGAACCAAAAUUACGACAAUACAAUGAAAUGGAAAGAAACCAUAAAAUUCUUCAAGGAUUAUUGGAGCUUAAUGUCCAAAAUGAUGACGAGUUUGAAAUGUUAUCGGAUAAAUAUAAAAAUCUGCUGCAAAAUAAGCAAAAUGUUGAGGAAAAGUUUAAAAAUGAUUCAUCCAAUCUCAAUCGCUUAAUUGGCAUUUUGAUAGAUUUUUAUGUCGAUAAGAACAAGUUUCGAGGAAUAAAUGUCAGAAAUAAAUUGGAUGCUUUUGUUGAUGCUCUGAAAAAUUGCAAGGAAGGCACUUUAAGUGAAUUCUUUUGUGAAUCGACUGAGAAAAACAGAAAAUAAAAGAAAAUGUCAUUUUAAACAGUUCAAUGACUCUCGAAUUUCCUCAAAUACAGCUGGAUGUUUUUGAUUAAAAUAUUUGCAAAAAUAUUAUGGCAUUUAAUGUUAUCAACUUAAUACAUAUUUUCUGUAAAUAAAUCUCAAUAAAAAGUGUGAGAAAUGAUAAAGGAACUGAAAUAUUGUGGAUGGGG
Messenger RNA from Chironomus riparius, 2434 nucleotides. The record is from the annotation of a GenBank genome assembly. Lineage: Eukaryota; Metazoa; Arthropoda; Insecta; Diptera; Chironomidae.